Molecule: messenger RNA, 7798 nt
Organism: Lytechinus variegatus (green sea urchin)
Lineage: Eukaryota; Metazoa; Echinodermata; Echinoidea; Temnopleuroida; Toxopneustidae
Exons: 1
Coding region: 2076-3542 (488 amino acids)
Source: RefSeq, a predicted model, not a curated record
CCCCACAAACUACCACACCAUAACCACACUAUCACUGCUACUUCAACUACUGCUGCUACUACAAAUACUACCAUUUACUACUUCUACUACUUACAUGCAUUGACAUCUGCAUACUCAUCAACAUUAUUCUUUCAUUUUAUUCUUUUAUAAUCACCCACUGGCUUGUCAUGGAGAUGGUCAUUUAUCUUGAAUCCUUUUUGGAACUAACACCAUAUCACCAACCUUCAUUACUCAGGAUGAUAUGUGGGUUAUUUUUUUUCAUCCCCACGAUCCUCAGACAAACUGCUUGAUAUAUAAGAAUCUUAGCCAUGCAGGAACACUGACGUUAAGUGGGAUAUGGUUGGAUGCAAUCAUACAUAGUGGGAAGACUUCAAAUCUUGAGACAUUUCUUGGGAUUAUUUCACUGUUUGUUUCUUGUUGCAUCUUUACCAUUGUUUGCAGUACGAUAAAACACCUUUAGCAGUUGAGUUGGACAUCACUCUUAACCAUUCUGACCUUGACGAUAGGUAGUCUUAUUUGUGUAAUGGUAGAUCAUUGGAACUUCUUUCAUUGUGGUAUAUGUUUUUGGACCAAAUGUAAAUGCCCAUUCAUUUAAAUCCCUGUAAAGUUACAGGGUGCAGGAGAUUAUUUGUUGUAAAAUAUGCAUUUGGUGAGCUAAAGUCUUCACGAUCUAGUUUUAUUAUUUUUAUUUAAACAUUUUUCCAUCCCUUUGUUUUGUUGAAUCAUCUGUUCUAGUCAUUAGGAUAAAACACACUCCAACACAGAAUUGAUGCCCUCCACAGACGAUUUAUCCUUUUCAAUUUGAAUUUCAAAGGUUUGGUCAUUACACGUCAUAUUAAAUUCCAUGUGCUAUGUCAACUUGACAGCCCCUUUAAAUUUGUGUUACUUCAUGACAAUCAACAGGUUUUAUCACAUAAUGAGCAUUUGUCUUGUUUCAGCAUUUCAUUCUUUGGGUGGCAAAUACAGGAACAUGCAGUAUAUAAAAUACAAAUUAUGUUUAAAUAUUUAGUUAAAAGAUUUGAUGCCAAUAUUUCUUCAACUUGGAAGAAAAUAUUUUCUGUAGCUAUGCAUGGGUGAUUUGGUAAGCAAUUAUACAAGGAAGCAUAAUGGAUGUUGUAUUUUGGGGGUAAGUACAGGUUUUUUUUCUCUUCACAUUCUCUAUGACUUUCAACUUCAUUCUUGAUGAAAGCGAUAGCUAGCAAGAGACAUGAUUUGACAACUUUAGCCUAUCGUCUACUGGAACUGGGUGACCCCUGUGCAAAUGUAUACGUGCAUGGGGAUUACAAAAGUUCAGUAAUAAGGAAUAUCCUACAUAUGCACAUUUUACUGCUCACAAUCAUUUGACCACAAAAUUUGUUAUACUCUACCUAAGACCUGUUUGCUCUACAACAUUAUUCUUGGUGAGCAUAACUUGUGUCUUUCUUUGCAAGGUAAAUGGUACUCAUAAACAUGACUGAUUUAAAUGGAGAAUUUCAUGAAGCCUCAUUGUGUGAAGAUUUACAUGCAUCUCUCUCUCUCUGUUUACUUCUUCUGGCAACAAAACAUUUCCCUCUUGGGGGAAUGCUCCCUAUGUAAAGGCCUAGUCCCACUGCACUUAAGGAUACUAAGAGGAUGUGAAACGAAAAAGAAUCUUGCCAUCCAUUGGAAAACGUUAUGUAUCCGUUGUUUACUCUUGUAUUCUUGUUUUCAUACGCUCUAUAUCCAUCGAGCAUCCAUCCACAGUGAUUUUAUUGUUUGCCCAUUUUGUCCAUUGUCUGGAGCGGAUAAAAACGGAUGGAGCCCCCCUCCCCUGAAUUUUUUCUUGUAUGAAUACCAUUUUGUGUCCAUCAGUCAGUGGGACCAGGCCUUGAGGGAACUAUAAAAAGAGAAAAUUAGAAUAUGCAUUGAUUAGUAAUUUUUAAAUAAAGGUUAGGCAUUUGAUAUCUGGGUUUUUUCCACAAUGAACCAUGAGUAAAGUAACUCAGAAAUGGUGAACUUAACUAAUUUAUUUUCUUCUUAUUUCUUCUUAAGGCUGACCUUUGCCCUUAAGUAUUAUGUAGAAUGGUUUGCUUUGUCACAACGAGACAUGAUUAAUAAUGUUUUGUCAUUUUCUUUCCCUCAAUUUCUCUGCUUUUGCUUACUUUGGAUUAUCAUGGUAUAGUAAUUGUAGUUGUGUUUACAGUUCUGAGGAGGAAACCAGGUCACUGAGUUCAUGCUCAGAUCCUCAUGAUAUCGGAACUGAGUUGCCAAAUUCUCACUCAAUUCUCCAAAAUAUUGACGAAAAUCAGUCAUUGACUUCUUGCUCAGAUUCCAAACAUGUUAAAAAUAAGUCCCCAGGUUCUUGCUCAAACCAUCAAGGUAUUGAAAUUGAGUCAUUGAGUAUUAGCUCAGAUUCCAUACAUGUUAGAACGGAGUCCCCAUGUUCUUGCUCAAAUCACCAAGAUAUUGAAAAUGAGUCAUUGGGUUCUUGUUCAAAUCAGCAUAUACCAGAUAUUGAUACUGUUCUACUGAGCUCUUGUUCAAAUCUCCAAGAGAUAGAACUUGAGACAUUAACUUCGUGCUCAAAACUUCAAGAUAUUAAAAUUCAGUCAUCAAGUUCUUUCUCAAAUCUCCAAGAUAUUGAAAAUGAGUUAAUGAAUUCUUGUGCAAAUCUCCCAGAUAUUAAAACUGAAUCGGCGAGUUCUUGCACAAAUCACCAAGAUGUUGUAACCAAGUCCCAAUAUUCUUGUUUAUACUCUCACGAGAUCACGGACUUCUUGAAUAAAUUCCAAACUGAGGACGUAAUGUCAAAGCCUGUAGGGUCGGUCCAACUCAGCAGAGCCAAGAGAGGAUCAUUGCCAAAUUUUUCUGAGGUUACACCACAAGAUCACAACAUCCUUCAUGAUACAUAUUCUCCCCUGUCACCCUAUGGCCACAGUAUCAGUUUUGAAGAGUUGUUCAGUCCAGAUUUCUACCAAAAAUGGAAUUCACGUAGUUUGGGGUUGCCUGCAUUUGACUUUCCUAGGGCUAAAAGUCAGGAGCUUCCUCACUAUGAAGAAAAUGCAAAAGAAAGACACUUUGAUGAACAGGAUACUAGGGAUAUUUGUGAAAAAUUUUGUUGUGAGUCUCAAAGCAUUAAAGAAAGUGUAGAAAGACAAUCAUAUUCUGAUCAUGUAGAUCACCAUCCAAUAGGAAAUUUGUACCAGAAUUAUAUGAAAGAAUAUCUGUACUCCUCUUUUGAUGUAGAGACAUCAUCUUGUGAAGACAAAUUUAACACUGGCAAGAGUUGUAUUGAAGAGAUGGGGAAGGAAACCACUUUCCUGCUUACUAGUGGCAACCAAAAUGAACUACUAAUACCGGUCCAGGAACCAAUUAAAACCGGUUUUGAUCUAGAACCAGAGGACUCAAUAUCUGAAAACCAAGAAACAAAGAAAAGUUGUUUAUCUGAUCGACCAACAGGCCCAGAAGACUCAAUAUCUGAAACCGAAGAAUCCAAGAAAAGUUGUUUAUCUAAUAAACUAACAGACCCAGAAGACUCAAUAUCUGAAAACCAAGAACCUAAGAAAAGUUGUUUUAUCCAAUAGAUUGAGAGAGUCUACAAAUAGUGAAGCAAAUUUAUGCACUCAUAUCUCACACUACCCUAAGAUAGAAUAAAGCAGUUUUAAUUAUUCAAGAACAAAUUCAAACUAGUUUUUCAUUUCAGAGCAAGAACCAAAGGACUUGCUAUUCAAGAAAUUAUAAUCAAGGAAGGGUUGUUUUAUCCAAUAUUGAUAUUGAUUGAGAAAAUCAUUGCAUUUUGGAAUGUGAUACGGUAGAUUGACAUUCCAAACCUGAAUAUUUCAUGAAUAUCGAUUUGGUGAUGAGAAUUAUGUUCACCUUAAUGAAGAAGAACAAACAUGUAUUCAAUGUUCACCAUAUGAUAUAACAUUUCUAUGAUUUUAUGAUUUUAUAUCAUCGGUAACAUACAAAAUUGCUGGAAAGUAUGAUGGUUCAUGUGAUGUAAUCCAUCUGUAUAGUACAGUUAUUCAUAUAUCCCCCUAAAUAGCUUGGGCAUUAAGAAAAGGCAAAACUUUUGCUUUCAAUAGGUAUUGGGCAUUUCAAAAUAUGUUGCCCCAUUUUAAUUCACAUUGUUCCAUUUUGAAACGUGAUGUGGGACUACUCAUGAGGAUAUAUUUUUGAAGUCAUCCUUAUUGGAGAUAUACUAUCACUGGUUCCAUUUUGUUUUGUUUUUUCUCUCUUUUUUGGUUACAUUAUGUCAUGUUUUUAUUUCGUCUAUCAAAGUCAGUCAGUUAUCCCAUCCGGAUCUGCAAUAUACAAAUGUAGAUUAUUGGUCAUGUUCAUGCUUAUGUUUUAUCCCAGUUAACCAUGAAAUAUUGAUUUUUCUUUUUGGGCCACUGUAGAAUUGUCAGAGUUCAUGGUUGGGUGGUGGUAGAUCAUUUGGUUACAAUUUCAUCCUCUAUUUACAUGAUGUUUGGAUAUUCAAGUCGAGUGGAGGGAUAUUAUUUAGAACAUCAGUUAAACAAUUCAAAUUAUAGCAUAUCUCAGUCUAUAGUAACUGAAGUGAAAUUUUCUCCCAUUCUAUUACAUUUUUAACAUGUUCUUAUACCUAUGGAAAACCUAGAUGAACAAAACCAAAACAUUUUUUUUUCUUCUCCAUGCAUCACCUUUUCACAUAAAAGGUGCCUUGGUAAAUAUCACUAAUUUAUCAACAAAAUCGCAGCAUGGGGAAAACUGAAAAAAAAAUGACACAAGGAAUGAAUAUAUUUCAAUUUCAUCAGGUGAUGGAUGGAUCGUUUAAUUUGAUACGCUUACAAUCAUAUAACUUCAUAUGGAAGAUGAACAGCAUUACAUUUUCUGAGGAUUUUUACAAUGAGAGUCACAAAAUUAAUUCUAGUAGCUGAAAUAGUAAUCUCAUCCAUCAUUCAAAUUACCUUAUGCUCCUUGCACUCAAAGAAAUACUGAUUUGAUGAAAAGCACUGCUGUGUAAUCAGCCAUUCAAAAUAUAUAUGCUCUCAUCCGUUGUUGUUUUUCUUUAUCUAGGAAUCCUUGUGAUAUUUUAUAGUGUGUAUAACAGAGGAAAUAUACCCUUUUAUUUGAAUAAUUCUAUCUUUAAAUUGAUAAUCUUUGAUGAAUAUUGUUCUUGCUCAAAAAACAGUAAAGCAAACCUUUUACAAUCGUUUCCACUCAUUGUGUGUUGAUUGAAAUGUAACUGAUUAACUUUUUUGUGGAAUAUGGUCUCACCAAAAUUGUGAAACGGGGCACGUGUCUAAGAUGGCAAAAACGUAUUAGAAACAAACCAUGUAUGUUGCACUCAAACAAGUAAGAACAACUUUUAUGUGUGAUGUAUCAACAUGAAUAUAUCUGCACUGUAGAUUAUCUGAUUGUACAUACUUUGAUGUAUUGAAUUUAGUCUAGAUAUAAAAUAUGUAUUAUAGGAUGUACAGACCCUCUUUAUUUGAUUAGAACAUUCUUUAUAUCCCUAGAUGGGUUUUCUCUUAAUCGUACUGUCGGGUGAUUUAAGAGAAGUUUAGAGAAGAAAUUUGGUAUGCCAGCAUUGAUUUGUUCCGCACUCUGGGCCAUAUUUCAAGACAUUUUAAUCUGUACAGAAUUUGAAUCAAAGCACUGUCUUUAUUGGUGAGUUGCUACACAUUAGCACCAAUGGCAUGAAUAAUCUGUUGUUCUCCUCUGUUGACGGAUUUUUCUUUUCAUUUUUGUUAACCAGUUUAAUAAUAACAUUUCAUCACUCCUUGGUGUAUACAAACUAUUUUGGGAUUAUUGACUCCCUUUUACCAGUUAUACAAACAAUAUUUGGUGUACUUGGAGAAUGCGUUUAUGGGAGAAAAGCAUUGCAUUUGUGCUGUGUAAGAUUCACUAACUGCUUAAAUCAUUAUCAAGAAACUGUUUACCAAUCAAAUUUCUGGAAAUUGAUUUUUAUCUCACUUGUAAUUGAUUUUAGCUGUUAGUGAUCACUCCCAGACUAAUAGAGUUCAUCAAUUUAUACUAGGUAUACUUUAGACGUUCAAAUGGACAAAGGAGCAUGCUCUCUUUGUUUUGGUAUUGUUCCAUUAAAGAUUCUUAUUGAAAAAAAGCCAAGCCUUGAUGCUUGGUGCAAGAACUACACAGCUUCAAACAGAACAAAAUAAAUCUUGUGUAUUCUUUCACUUUUGUAUAUUUCAUCUUCAUCAAAGGUGAUGAUUGGUAAUCGCGUUCAGACUGAAUAUAUUAUACUUUUUAGGUAUAAGAGCUCUUGCACCAUACUUUUGUUUUUUGGUAAAUUGUUUGGCAAUUGUAAAAAGUUGAAAUUUGCCCAGCAUGAGUCACUCGCUAUAGAGUGAAUGGAUCUUAAUCAUUAUAUAUCAUAUUGUAGUGCAAGAAUGAGAGUACUGAGAGACUGGAUUUAUUUUUACACUUUAUUUAUAUCUAGCAUAUACAUAUGAUCAUACUAUUAGCUAAAUAUUUGUAAGCAUGUUACAUAGUGUGUGGCCAUUGCUAAUAUUUCAGUCCCUUUAUGCUAGUACUACUCAUUGAGAACUAGAUAACGGAACUUUCAUUGCAAAAAAAAAGGAAAUAAAAUCUCAAAGGUUGCAGAGUUUGUUACUCAAAUACGAGGUAUUGUCAUUUUUAUUUUUCCUCUCUAUCACUUUAUAUACAUAAUCUCUUGUUGACUUUCUUGUACAAAAUGUUAAUAAGGUACAAAGCUAGAUUAAAAAGAUACUGUGACAAAGUGUGUACAAUAAUGAAAAAUACUAUGUAAAAGAACAUAAGUACAAAAAAAUUAAUGUGAAUUUUAAUUGAUACUUCUAUGGCUAUCUCUCUUGUUAUAUUCAAUUGAUUGUAACUUUUUUUCUCUUGUGUGUUCAAGAUUAAUUAAUUAUUCUGUGAAAUGGCAGAACUGUUGUGUUUUUUUUUCUUCUCUUUAUGACGAUACAAAAAUGAUGGAGACAUGCAGAGUUGUAGAUGAAUUUAAAGUGGAGAUGAUGGUGACAAAGAGAAAGACAUAUUAUGAUGAUUAUUGUUAUUAUAAGUUUGACACCAAUCGUAAGAUUGUGUAUUCAAUGUCUGGAUGCAAAAAAAUAUAAUAUUAUUGGAAAAAUAAAGAUGGAAAAAAAAUGAUGAGCUGAUUGGUUGUGAUUAUGAAAUUUGUUUGUACUUUGAUUUCUAUGUAGGAACAGCUCUCUCAUUGUAAGAACUUGCUCUCUUAAAAUUAACGAAUCGUAAAUUCACAUACAUGUAAGGGACAUAAUAGAUUCUUUUGUUUUGCAUGAUGAAUGCUUCUACAACAAUUAAAUCGAUGGUUGAAUCAUCUUCGCAUUCUUCAACUCUGGAGGUUUCGUUGGUCCUCCAGUUCUUUACUGCAGGUUGAUGGUGAAUCUGUGUUGUGCUAAAAAAAAUAAUAGCAUGACAAAGUUGUGGUCAUGUGAGUAUUUCUCUCCUGAGUAUCACGACGAUUCAUUUGCAAGAGGGAAAUGGCACUGAUGUAGAUCUCAGCCUUUGUAGAAGCAUCUGUCGUCCAAGAUUAAAACUUCUUGUUGACUGCUCUACAGGGACAUGGUUGAAACUAUAACCCUGGAAGGUUAUAAAUCAAUUUGUAACAUCCAGAAUAAAAUGGGCGUAGUAUAGUCACAUUCUCACUAAGCCGAGGGGUGUUUCAUCAACAUUUCUGUCUGAUAUGUCACAUCUGAAAACUUUCCGUGAUUCUGAUUGGCUCAGCACUCUUCCUAUGGUAACUGCCUAGUCUAAUAAGAUGGGACUUACCAUUUAAAGUAUCUGACAAGUCUUUUCAUGAAAGGCUCCCCUUAUUGAUUUAAAAAGUAGUUUAAAAGCAAAGUAAAUACAAUGA